Messenger RNA from Colletotrichum lupini, 624 nucleotides. RefSeq lists its product as uncharacterized. The transcript has 2 exons. The record is from RefSeq and is a predicted model, not a curated record. NCBI's taxonomy places the organism in Eukaryota, Fungi, Ascomycota, Sordariomycetes, Glomerellales, Glomerellaceae. The coding region runs from base 1 to 624 and encodes 207 amino acids.
AUGACUUACACAAAAAGGGACACAAAUCCUCUUCGUCCCUCCACACCUUUCUUCCUCCCGCUUCCAAGCGAGGCCAAUAACCCAAAGUGGCCGUCUCACCCGUCACCUCCCGAGGAACGGCCAAGCCAGGCAGAAAACACCACGAGGCCUCAAAACGACGAUGAUUCACAUGCUUACCCGUACUCUCCCGUGCUCCUCUUGCUUCCCUCACUCUUCAACGGAAUGGGUAGUCCAUUUGUUCCAGAGAAUCACCAGCCGGUAACUGUAGAAAUUUUCACAUAUAUCACGAGAUCACAUAUGACGCAUCAAAAGCAACGCAGCAAACGAUGCAAAGAACCUAGCUACCAUGCACCAACUCCAUGUCAGGCUCCCACCCUCGACUUCCCCAAUAUCAGCCUUAGCCAAAUAUCAAAGUCAGCCUACAUACCAACCAACAAAGCCUCGCAGCCUGACCCCUCAAAAGCGGCUGAGAGACAUUAUACCGCCCAGCCUGCAGGACAGCCUGCCGAACAUAUGUCAUACGUAACAAAAGUACAAGGCUUGGCCAAACGCAAGCGCCGCAUACCCGGAAAGCCAAAAGCCUACUUUCACUUUUCCUUCUCGCGUCUUCGUACACGGCUAUGA